Messenger RNA from Plasmodium reichenowi, 3362 nucleotides. RefSeq names its product JmjC domain containing protein. The record is from RefSeq and is a predicted model, not a curated record. Gene Ontology annotation, molecular function: histone H3K4me/H3K4me2/H3K4me3 demethylase activity. Lineage: Eukaryota; Apicomplexa; Aconoidasida; Haemosporida; Plasmodiidae. The annotation marks the transcript as partial. The transcript is spliced from 2 exons. Gene Ontology annotation, biological process: chromatin remodeling. Gene Ontology annotation, cellular component: nucleus.
AUGGAUAAGCAAAUUACUGGUAUAAAAAAGAGGAAAAGAAAUCGAGAGUUUGUGUUAUCAUGUAAUGAUGAUGAUGAUGAUGUUAAUUAUAUAGAUACAGGGAAAAAGACCAAUGGCUGUAUAAAUAAAGUCGAUAAGAAAUUAUUGAAUCAAAAGGAUUUAUAUCAAAUAAAGAAAGUAUAUGAUACAAGAAAUAAGUCUUUUUUAAAAAAUAAUGAAAUAAAUUAUAGAAAUAUUGAAGAAGACAAUUAUACAUAUAUAGAAAAUAUAUUUGAUGAAGAAGAAUUUGAAGAAUGGAAAAAUGGUAAAAAAAAAAAUGACGACAGUGAACAGGCAAAUGAUGUAUUUUAUGAUCCCAUAAGAGGCAAUAUAAAUGAUAUGACAAAUGAUAUGACAAAUGAUAUGACAAAUGAUAUGACAAAUGAUAUGAUAAAUGAUAUGACAAAUGAUAUGACAAAUGAUAUAACAAAUGAUAUAACAAAUGAUAUAACAAAUGAUAUAACAAAUGAUAUAACGAACGAAGAUGAAUUAAUUGAUAUUUCGAAUAAUAAAUAUAAGAAAUCAAUAUAUAAAAGGGGUAUAGACGGUACUAAUAUGAAUAGUAAAAAAAGCGUGUCUAUGUUUUCUGAAUAUAAAGGGAAAUGUGUAGUACAUAAUGAAUUAAAUAAUAUACAAAAUGAGCAGAAUAAUGUAAAUAAUUUUGAAAGGGUCCUUGGAAACCUACCGCUAAGACAACUUAUGAGUAACAUUUCUAAUGGUAAUAAUAAUGAUAAUAAUAAUAAUAUUAUUAAUAAUAAAAAUAACAACAAUAAUAUUAAUAACAAUAAUAAUAUUAAUAACAAUAAUAUUAAUAAUAAUUGUUCUUAUAAUUCUGAUGAUGAAAAUAUAUAUAAACGAAUUAAAAAAAUACCAGAAAUCAAUACAACUAUGGAAGAAAUGACAAAUCCCAUGCUGUUUUUUGAAAAGUAUAAUUAUAUGGGAUUAAAAUAUGGAGCCUUAAAAGUAAUACCUCCUAAUUUUUUUUCGCCACAAUUUAAUUCAUAUUAUCUUAAUAUUAAAUUUAACAUAAGAAGACAAAUGAUUAAUGAAUUGAAAAAUGGGAAGGAAUUUGAUCAUCCAGAUGAAUAUUGGACCUUAUAUGAAAUGUAUAAAUAUAAUGAAAUGCUGCAAAAUAAAUACUUAUCAUCAGAUAAUAAAUUUGAUUUAGACAAUAUUGAAAAGACAUAUUGGGAUAUUAUUAACAAUAAAAAGAAUGAAGAUGUCAUAUCUGUUUAUGGUGCUGAUUUACCUGUAAAAAGAAAUCAACCUACCUGUAUAUUUCCGAACAAAUAUAAAUCAAAUAUAUCCAUGACUAAAAAUACAUCGAAUGGUAUAAUAAAAAGUGGGGGAAAUAAAAUAAUCAAGAAAAAUACAGCAAAUAAAAUUAAUGAAAAUAACAAAAAUGAAGAACCUAUUAAUAAUAAUAAGAAGAAAAAUAAGAAAAAUAAAAAACAUAAUAAUAUAUAUAACAAUUCUGUUCAAAACAAUAUUGAUGAAAUUGUUAUUGAUUCGGAUGAAGAUGAGCAUGUAAAAUCUGUUAAAAAAAUUGCAUGCUGUCCGAAGAAAAUAAAAGAAAAUCAAAAAAAAACUAGCUAUACUAUAAGCAAGGAAAAAGUACUUCAGAAAGAUACAAAUGAAAUUAUUGAGGUUAUAAAUAUAUUAGAUACUGAUAAUGAAGAGGAUCAUGGUGCUUAUAAAAUAGAAAGUCAUGUAAUAAAAUCUAAUGGGAAUAAUAUAAAGCAAACUAAAAAUAAUACAAAUUAUUAUAAUAUAAAAGAAUGCGAUAAUAAUAAUAGUAAUAAUAUGCAUAAUGAUAAAAGGUGUGACAAUAAUAUAAAUAACAUUGUUGCUUGCAAAAAGAAUGAUAAUGUUAGAAAGGAUUAUAACUUUUUAGAACGAAAAAAUAAUUAUUUUUGUGAAAUUAAUGAUAUUAUUAGUAAUAUUAGUGAAAACAUGAAUAUAAAGUCAUUACCAUUUAUACGAGGUUCUAUGUUAAGAAAUAUAGAUAUUUUAAUUGAAGGUGUAAAUAUUCCUUGGUUAUAUAUUGGAACAUUAUUUUCUACUUUUUGUUGGCAUACCGAAGAUAACUAUUUUGCUUCUAUUAAUUAUCAGCAUUGGGGUCAACCCAAAAUAUGGUAUGUUAUACCUCCUCAUUAUAGUGACAAGGUAGAAGAUGUAAUAUAUGAAUAUUUAAGAGAAAAUAGUAAAAUAAAUAUAAAUAAUAAUAAUAAUAAUAAGGGUGGAACGUCAUAUAUGGGUGCAGGUAGACGAAGAAGGGGAAAGUAUUUUAGAAAAAGGAAAUUUUCUAUGCCCUUACACAAUAGAAAUAAUAGGAAAUCAUCAAGUGCUAUAAGAAAUGAAAUGAACGUAAAAAAUAAUAGUACAAAUAUUGACAUUGAUAUUAAUAGUAAUAGUAAUAAUAAUAAUAAUAAUAAUAAUAAUAAUAAUAAUAAUAACUAUAAUUAUUAUAAUAAUAGGAAUAAUUCUUUAAAUUUAUGUAAUAGAAAUAAUAAUGAAAAAGAUUAUAUUUAUUUUGAAGCAGAUAAAAAUAAUAAAUAUAACUUUUUAAAUGUAAACAUUAAUGAUGUAGAUUUAAUAUAUACUGAUCCAUAUUUAAAAUAUAAAAUUGUAGAUAAAGAUGAAAUAGAUUCCAAGAAAGAAAAUAAUAAGAAUAAAAUAUAUAAAUUAACAAUUCAAAUACCUGUAGAGGUAUUUUUAAAAAAUAAUAUUCCAGUAUAUAAAAAUAUUCAAAGAAAAAAUGAAUUUAUAUUUUUAUGGCCAAAGACAUUUCAUGGUGGUUUUAAUUCUGGUUAUAAUUGUAAUGAAGCAUGUAAUAUUGCUCCAACCUUUUGGUUAUUUUUUGGACUUCAAUCUUAUUAUAAUUAUAAAUAUUAUAGAAAUACUUGUAUAUCUAUUCAUUUUAUAUUAUUCUCAAAUUUAUUACAUUUCCAUGAAUAUACUUUCAGUCAAUUAAAACAUAUUAUAUAUUCAUUAAGGUAUAUUUUAUUAGAUGAACAUCGAUUUUUUUGUGAAAAUCAAUCCAUGUAUAUUGAUUUAAAUCUUCAGCAUGAUGUACUUUUAAAUAAAAAAAUUGUUAAUUAUUCUAAUUUUGUCUCAUUAGAUCUAGUUAAAAUAUAUUACAAUUUCGAAAAACAUAAAAAUAGCCAUUUCUUUCAAAGUGUUAAGAGUAAAUUACAAUUUUUUUACAAAGAUUGUGACGCAUGCAACUCUCCCACCUUCAACAGUGCCGUUAUAUGUCCACAUUCGAACGAUAUUGUUUGUAUACAUUGUUAUGAUGAACAUGCUUGUAGCUGUAAAUAUAG